Dama dama (fallow deer) is the source of this 1089-nucleotide messenger RNA. RefSeq lists its product as uncharacterized. The transcript has 2 exons. The record is from RefSeq and is a predicted model, not a curated record. The coding region runs from base 1 to 1089 and encodes 362 amino acids. NCBI's taxonomy places the organism in Eukaryota, Metazoa, Chordata, Mammalia, Artiodactyla, Cervidae.
AUGCGGGAAAUUGUAGCUGCAAUCUACACUCGCCCCAGAGCGGCACAGGGCCAUCUUAAAAAAUCUGCCUUUAUAGAGAUGCAGAGAAAUGGUGCCCGGAGGCCGCUACUUUCGCAUCUGCGUCGCUUCUGCCUCCGCCGACACAGCCUCUUUUCCCCUCCCCCACGGGUGGGGCGGCAGCGGCGGCCUCCCCGUUCCCGGGGAACCGGGAAUAAGAGCCGCAAGAGUCGGGGACGCGAGUGGGGGGCUCCGCACCCGAAAACAUCCUCUCCGGCAAGCCCACUCCCCCUCAUCCCGUCCGAAGCCUCCCUCAGCGUGCCUUUGGGAGCCGCUGCGUCCCCUUACCCAGCUCGCCACCUCAUCCCCAACCAACCCCGGCCCCACCUGUGCCCUCGGAGCCCUCCGUCCGCAAGACGCGCGCCGGUCACCUCCCUGCCCACGCGGCCUCCCAUCCCUCACCUGAGAGGAAAGGCUCGGCUUCUCUCACGCAUACACCAGCAGCGUAGGCAGCCGGCAAGAACAAUGUCUCUCUCGGCCUCCACACCUCCGACACCGGGGCUCACGCACAGAACGGUUGCCGCGAGCCGCGGCGGGCGACGGGAAUGUCCCCUUCCGACCACCACACCGGCCGCCCCUCCCGGCCCCCGUACACACCUCCAACCAACAGCGGCGGCGGGUACGUCGCGCGGAGGUCAGCGGGAGAGUCGCCGAGGACCGGCUGCAGCGGGUUCUUCUCACUCGCCGCCCCCUCCCUCUGACAAAUCUCAAGCCAAGGAAGCCGGAGAGCCGAGAGCUGGUUCUCCUCACAACCACCUCUUCCCGGGCACCAGGCGCUGCGGCGAGCGACAAGGAACACGGACGUCCCGCCCCCUUUGCCGCCGCCCCCUCUUAUUGUUUUACCCCUGCCGAAAGGGCUGGGGAACCCCCCAGCACGGCUUCAGCCAAUCACGCAUCUCCUCCGCGAGCUGGACCCAACCUUCUCGCGUCCCUCUGCGGAGCACGCGCAGAACGCCGCCUCGCUCACGUACUCUCGCGCCCGGAAAGCCGGGGAACCGGAACCGGCCUGAAGCCGGGGCGAGAGUCCGCUGA